Pelodiscus sinensis (Chinese soft-shelled turtle) is the source of this 1009-nucleotide messenger RNA. The record is from RefSeq and is a predicted model, not a curated record. NCBI's taxonomy places the organism in Eukaryota, Metazoa, Chordata, Testudines, Trionychidae.
GGCCUGACCCAGCCCAGCUGCUCCUGCCCCCCAGGGCCCUUGAACUGAUGGCGUCUUGUCCUCCGCAGGGAGUAGCAGCGAUGAGGGGAGCACGGUGGUCAGGAAGGGGGGGCGGCGGGACACCCACAACCCCAUGAUCCAGAAGACCAGGAAAAGUGAUAAAGAGAAGACCUCGUAUGGGGCAAGCAGCAGUGAUGAUGAGGGGGAAUCGCAAGGAAUCGGUGUCGCUUACAAAUCAACGAGAUCAGCGAAACCUGUCGGCCCGGAGGACAUGGGAGCCACGGCCGUGUAUGAGCUGGACACCGAGAAAGAGAAAGACGCCCAGGCCAUCUUUGAGCGCAGCCAGAAAAUCCAGGAGGAGCUCCGAGGGAAGGAGGACGAUAAAAUUUACCGGGGGAUCAAUAACUAUCAGAAGUACGUGAAGCCCAAAGAUACAUCGAUGGGGAACGCCUCCUCGGGAAUGGUGAGAAAAGGCCCUAUCCGUGCGCCAGAGCACCUGAGGGCUACCGUGCGAUGGGACUAUCAGCCUGACAUCUGUAAAGACUACAAGGAGACGGGCUUCUGUGGCUUUGGAGACAGCUGUAAGUUCCUCCACGACCGCUCUGACUACAAACACGGCUGGCAGAUUGAACGGGAGCUGGACGAAGGACGCUACGGAGUCAACGAUGAGGAAAACUAUGAGGUGAGCAGCGAUGAGGAGGACCUGCCCUUCAAGUGUUUCAUCUGCAGAAGCUCCUUCAAGAACCCCGUGGUUACCAAGUGCCGACACUACUUCUGCGAGACCUGCGCCCUGCAGCAUUACCGCAAGUCCAAGCGCUGCUACGUGUGCGACCAACAAACCAAUGGUGUCUUCAACCCGGCCAAAGAGCUAAUGGCAAAACUAGAAAAGCACAAGGGGGAGGAAUCGGACCCUUCGGAACAUGAAGACGAGCCACAGUAGCACGACUGUCCCUCCCACCUCCACCCCCCCAGGUUUUGUAAUUAUCCCAAUAAAAGUUUGUAGAAAAAA